Molecule: messenger RNA, 4929 nt
Organism: Ooceraea biroi (clonal raider ant)
Lineage: Eukaryota; Metazoa; Arthropoda; Insecta; Hymenoptera; Formicidae
Gene: Fim
Product: plastin-2 fimbrin
Biological process (GO): actin filament network formation; actin filament bundle assembly
Cellular component (GO): actin filament bundle; cytoplasm; actin filament
Molecular function (GO): calcium ion binding; actin filament binding
Source: RefSeq, a predicted model, not a curated record
GUCCCGCGGUACUCGUAGUGUUAGCUGCGACUCUGAGCGGGCGGUACGUGCGAAACAUCGGCUCCAGCUGGCUGACGGUAGAGCCCCCGAAACGGCACCUUUUUUCCGCGAAGCCGAGACCGCACCGAAAUUCCGAGGCAAUCGCCCAUCCCGAGUUGCAGAGUGCCCGACUAUCGCGCGUCCUUACUCGUCCUCGACGACGAUCGAGAGAUCGUUGAAAGUGCCGCACGUUGCGCGCCGCAUUGUGUCACGGCGUAACCGUGUACAACACGCGUUGGUCGUCGUCGUCGUCAUCGUCGGCACCGAGAAGGACAGACGCCGGUUAGUCGUAGGAGGAAGCGAGAGGAAGAGGCCGGAGGGCGUGCAGGAGUGACGGAGAGGCAGCGACCGACCGGGUGCCGCCGCGGAGAAAGGCAAAGCGGAAGGAUUACAUUAUUCGGGCAACAUGGCCACUGCGAUCGACGACCGGCAGGAGCUGUUGGAGCAGUUCCAAGCGAUCGACGCAAACGGAGAUGGCUUCAUCAAUGUCACCGAGCUGCGGAGUGCAUUGGAUGUUUGCGGCUUCAAGAUGCCUGGUUACAAGGUACGUCAGAUGAUCGAGGAGUACGACGAUAAGCAGCGGUUGGAGCACAAGGGUCGUCUCUCGUUUGAGGAAUUCGAGAAGCUCUGCAAGGAGCUGAAGGCCAACGAACUGGGCUCCACAUUUAAGCAGGUCGUCUCGAAGAAGGAGAACCUCGAGACUCUGGGUGGAAUAUCCGAGGCGUCCAGCGAGGGCACCACGCACUCCGUCAGACUCGAGGAGCAGCUAGCGUUCAGCGACUGGAUCAACACUAAUCUGUCACAUGAUCCCGACUUGAAGCAUCUGUUGCCUAUCGAUCCCGAAGGGAAAACACUUUACGAUAAAGUCAAAGACGGAAUAUUGCUCUGUAAAAUAAUUAAUCAUUCCUGCCCGGACACCAUUGACGAACGCACAAUCAAUAAGAAGAAUAUGACGCUGUACAAAAAGCACGAGAAUUUAACGCUGGCUUUGUCUUCGGCUCAAGCUAUAGGUUGCAAUAUCGUAAACAUCGACGCUCACGACUUAACCAAGGGUUCGCCUCACCUAGUACUCGGCUUGCUCUGGCAAAUUAUCCGAAUCGGUUUGUUCAACCAAAUCACCCUCGAGAAUUGUCCCGGUUUGGCUACAUUGCUGCAGGACGGUGAACGAAUUGAGGAUCUUUUGAAGCUCUCACCGGAGUCUAUUCUGCUCAGAUGGGUGAAUCAUCACCUAGAGAACGCCGGUAUCGCCAGACGGUGCAACAACUUCCAGUCCGACAUAACGGACUCUGAGAUCUACACCUAUCUCAUCAAGCAAAUUGCACCGAAUUCCGCUGGCGUCACUUUGGAGGCCCUGAUGGAGCCGAACCACAUGUCCCGUGCGGAGAUCAUGCUUCAGCAGGCGGCGAAACUCGGCUGCCGCACCUUCGUGACGCCCAGUGAUGUCGUAAACGGCAUUUACAAACUGAAUCUGGCCUUCGUCGCGAACAUGUUCAACAAUUAUCCCGGGCUGGACAAGCCUGAGAGUAAUAUCGAAGGCCUCGAAUCCCUGGAGGAGACGCGCGAGGAGAAGACUUACAGGAACUGGAUGAACUCGAUGGGCGUGACACCGCAUGUCAACUGGCUCUACUCGGACCUGGCAGACGGUCUGGUGAUUUUCCAGUUGUACGACAUCAUCAAGCCGGGCACCGUAAACUGGAAUAAGGUGCACAAGAAAUUCUCGAAGCUGCGAAAGUUCAUGGAGAAGCUGGAGAACUGCAAUUACGCUGUAGAGCUGGGCAAGCAGAUGAAUUUCUCGCUAGUGGGCAUCGCCGGGCAGGACCUCAACGAUGGAAACGCAACCCUGACAUUGGCUCUGAUAUGGCAGUUGAUGAGGUCAUACACAUUAUCGAUUCUGACAUCUUUGGCCGGUACACAAGGAAGCACCUUGGUGGAAAAAGAGAUCGUCCAGUGGGUCAACUCGAAACUUCAGGCCGCCGGUAAGACCAGCAGUAUCAAGGGAUUCCAGGAUUACGCGAUAUCAGACGGCAAGGUCGUCAUCGACCUCAUUGAUGCCAUCAAGCCCGGUUCGGUGAACUACGAUCUCGUCAAGGAGGGUGGAACUGAGCAGGAGAAUCUGGACAAUGCCAAGUACGCGAUAUCCUUGGCGCGGAAGUGCGGCGCGCGCGUCUACGCUUUGCCGGAGGACAUCACCGAGGUGAAGCCGAAGAUGGUGAUGACUGUGUUCGCCUGCCUGAUGGCGAUGGAUUACAUCCCGAACAUGGAUUCCGUGAAGAAUCAGCAGAACAACGUGAAUAACGUGAACAACGUAAACAGCGUGAACAACGGCCAAUAAUGUCGCGCCAACCGCCGCCGCGCCGUGUCGUCGUCCCACCUACGUGCCGUCUGUCUUUUAUACACAAGAACCUUCGAUAUCGGGCCGCGCCGCCACGCGCCUCUUCCACGAGCGUAAUACCUGUAUAUACGUAGGCUAGGAUAGCUUGUUUUCUUGAAGAGAGAAAAAGAGAGAGAGAGAGAGAGCGAAUACUACUACUUAGGAAGAAUCCACGAGACGAGAAGGGGAAGUCCUCGAGCAUCCCUCGUUAAACCGCAACAACGCCAUUCGACCGCAAUGUUCCGGACUUGAUGCAAGUACUCGAGAUUUACGGGACGUAAAGUGUAUCUAUUCGCAGGCUAUCAUCAUCGUAGCACUUGGAUUGGCGCUGUUUAAGCACCAAACACUCUUCUGCUACGUGUAGCAGCGUGAUCACCGUGUGUCGUUGCGUGCGCGAUGCGGGACUCCUCUUCUCCGUUGUUUUCGCAAUCAUAUCACACUCGUUUCCACACAUUUACUACUUGUUGUACCACGUCAGAUUUGUAUAAAUCGAUUUUAUACCGUAAAUGUAACUUGAAGCAGUAGAUGAAGAGAGCACAUUAGGAAUCAUCGCUAGGAACAUUGAAAACGCAUAUUGCAACAUUCAGAACACACGCACGGUAUCCUCAAAAUCCAUGACCUUAAUUUAACGAAGAGAAAAACUUUGAGAAAAACUUCGGUUUUCAGUCGAGUCUAAAGACGUUAAGUAUCGAAUCGAUAAAAAUUGUAGUGAAUGAUGAUCUCUCUCGAAAUAUUUCCGCAGAAAAGUUCGAGGCCGAAGAAUCAGAGGAUCCUGGAACGUUCUGUACAAUUAAGCAGGUUCUUUUUCAAGCAGACCAUUCUGUCUUCUGGCGUGUAGAGUCAAAACGACAGUUCGACACCCGAAUUACGUGCAGUACAGUAAGAGACAAACUUAACACGAGAUACAUAUACGUAUCCGAUAGCGUAGACGUAAGAGGACUUGUGAUCUAUUUCAGCUCUGUUGUUUUGCGUGCUCUCAGCGCGAUUCACAAUGUCCAUCAGGUUUGUCAUAACGGUCUAAGGCUUCGUCGGCUUCGUUUCUUGCGCAUCAGUGUCGCACGAAGGGACGUUACAUUGAGCGUAAAUUUACGGCUACAUGCAGAUCAUAUACCUUUAUAUUUCUUUACGUAUAUUUACUCGAGAAUAUAUAUCGAUGAGAGAACUCUUUUUCUAUAUCCUGUCGGGCUCUAAAAAGAGAAAUCCGUUUCUGAAAUGGGAAGAGAAGGCCUUUGAUAUUUCACGCUUGAAGAGUCUGCCCACAUCAUUCCACGUGGCGAUAGCUUCUAUGUCAUGUUAAUGUACUCGAGAUACUGUGUAUUCGAAAAAGAAAAGUGUCAAUGACGGAUUGAUUAUGUGCGCUACAAACGGACGGCAAUGGAUAAUGAUGAUAUGUAGUAACCCCACGUUGACGCACAAAAAUCAUUGUAAUCGUGCCAUUAAUAAGUAUUGAACUGUAAAACGUGAUUCGAUAUUUACGCGAUAUUUAUAAUUUGAAUUCGGAUCGAGGCGAAUAAAUGCUAAAGCGAAAUCUGCGAAAUUGCUCUCUGAAAGCAAGGGGAUUACGAAGAAACGUGGAUUCCUCUUGAUUUAUGCGUCUCGCAAUUUGUUUCAUGCGCAUCAGGUGUGCAGAUGUUGGAUUGUUUUAAGAAAACGAAUGUUCCAUAUGACCGAACAAAAAGGCUCGGUCAAGCUCGAGAAAGUGUCCGAAACUCUUUUAGGAAUAUUUUAGAGUAAAUCUUGUUACAUAUGAUUUAAAACUUUUGUGUGUCGAAUUUUAGAGAUCGUUACGAAGAUGGCAAAUUAAAAGAAUUAUUAAAAAAAUUAGUCAUGCCUCUCCUAAAGAAACUGCAAUCAUGCAAUUGUCGUUGACUUGAACUAAGUUGGAUCAUUGAUUAAUUGUGUAUAUAUAUAGAUAUAUAUAUAGCGGACGCUGACUGAUCGUAUCAGAAGACGCGAUGGAAUUAUUUACAAUGAAUGUAAUGAAGUGCAAUGCGUGUUAUCGAUUUGUAUAAAUGUUUCUAUUACAUCUCCAAAUUUAUUCGCUUUGUCGAUAUCAUUGAGUUCAUUGUCUUAAUUGAUUAAGGUAUCGUAUCAUUAUUUCAAUAGGAAACGAAGUAGUAUGCGCGUGGACGUGUGAUUGCAACGCAUUCGUGUAAUACAUACAGACUGAAAUCUGCGUUCGAGAUGAGCGAGAGCGAAAAACUGAACAAUAAAAUUUUGCAUCCGAAUGCAGAUUCCGAAUGUUGAUCCUGCAUUUUCGAUCGAGUAUACACUUGCGAUUCAGAAAUUCUCGAGGGCCAUCUGCAAUUCGAUUAAUUAAAGCUAAUUAUAAGUGUCGCGAUCAUUGAAUAACACCGAAUAAUCAUUGUAUACGUAUUUCAUAUACAGACACAAGCGCACGCGCGCGUACACACAUACACAUACUCGUGCAUCCCAUAUUGUGUGUGUAUGUGGACAUGUGUCCGUCGUUCUAGUUAUAAUUUAAUGUAUACGUAAUUUAAAUACAAGAAUUUACUAUG